Aspergillus sclerotioniger CBS 115572 is the source of this 1632-nucleotide messenger RNA. RefSeq names its product glycosyltransferase family 20 protein. The record is from RefSeq and is a predicted model, not a curated record. Gene Ontology annotation, molecular function: alpha,alpha-trehalose-phosphate synthase (UDP-forming) activity. Lineage: Eukaryota; Fungi; Ascomycota; Eurotiomycetes; Eurotiales; Aspergillaceae. Gene Ontology annotation, biological process: trehalose biosynthetic process; cellular response to heat. Bases 107 to 1543 code for a protein of 478 amino acids. Gene Ontology annotation, cellular component: alpha,alpha-trehalose-phosphate synthase complex (UDP-forming); cytosol. The transcript is spliced from 5 exons.
CCCCCCCAAUUGACUCAUCUACUCGCUUCUUCUUCUAUUUGAUUAACCCAUCCUCAAAGCGGGGCUGUUCCUUGACUCUGAUUCCCUCUCAUUGCUUUUUCCCCUCAUGGCCACCAACGGUUCUUCCGAGGGCGAGUCUCGCCUGUUGAUCGUCUCCAACCGUCUGCCCAUCACCAUUCGACGCUCCGGGGGUGGAAAAUAUGAGUUUUCCAUGUCCUCGGGUGGCCUGGUGACGGGGUUGAGCGGACUAUCAAAGACCACCACCUUCCAGUGGUAUGGCUGGCCCGGACUGGAAGUGCCCGAGGACGAGAUCGACGGGGUCAAGCAGCGCCUGCAGGAUGAGUUCAACGCGACCCCGGUGUUUAUGGAUGACAAGUUGGCCGAUCGUCAUUACAAUGGCUUCUCAAAUUCGAUCCUGUGGCCGCUCCUGCACUACCAUCCCGGUGAAAUCGUCUUUGACGAAGCCGCCUGGGAUGCCUAUCGGGAGGCUAACCGUCUGUUCGCUCAGACUAUCGCCAAUGAGGCCCGGGACGGGGACUUGAUCUGGGUCCAUGAUUACCACCUCAUGCUUCUUCCGGAGAUUCUCCGCGAGGAAUUGGGUUCGUUGGGCAAGAACAAUAUCCGGAUCGGGUUCUUCUUGCAUACGCCCUUCCCGAGCAGUGAGAUCUAUAGGAUCCUGCCGGUGCGGAGUCAGUUACUGCGUGGCUUGCUGCAAUGUGACUUGAUCGGAUUUCAUACCUAUGACUAUGCACGUCAUUUUCUGAGCUGUUGCUCGCAUAUCCUUGGAUUGGUCACGACCCCGAGCAGUGUGAAAUUCAAGGACCGCUCUGUUGCUGUGGGAGCUUUCCCCAUCGGCAUCGAUCCUGACAAGUUCACCGAAGGCCUGAAGAGCCUCAAGGUGCAGAAUCGCAUCGCGAGUCUCGAAAACAAAUUCCAGGGGACCAAGUUGAUGGUCAGCGUGGAUCGCCUUGAUUACAUCAAGGGUAUUCCACAGAAGUUGCAUGCCUUGGAAGUCUUCCUUUCCCAGCAUCCCGAAUGGGUUGGCAAGGUCGUGCUGGUGCAAGUAGCCGUCCCCAGCCGUCAGGAUGUCGAAGAGUACCAGAAUCUGAGGGCCGUGGUGAACGAGCUGGUUGGCAGAAUCAAUGGCAAAUUCGGAACGGUCGACUACAUGCCCAUCCACUUUAUGCACAAAUCGGUGAGCUUUGACGAGCUCAUUGCGCUGUAUGCUGCCUCAGACGCGUGUGUGGUAUCGUCGACUCGAGACGGGAUGAACCUUGUGUCGUUUGAAUACGUUGCAACUCAGCAAAAACGCAAGGGGGUUCUAAUUCUGUCCGAGUUUGCGGGAGCCGCGCAGAGUCUCAACGGCAGCAUCGUGGUCAAUCCAUGGAACACGGAAGAGCUUGCCAGCGCAUACCACGAGGCCGUAUCGAUGGAUGACGGUCUCCGGGCGCAAAAAUUCGAAAAAUUGUACAAGUACAUUUCCAAGUAUACGAGUGCUUUCUGGGGACAGUCAUUUGUUGCCGAACUAUCCAAGUGUUCUUGACCUUUUCUUUCCUUCAUUUAUUCAGUUUUCGGCGAACAAGCAUGGCGAACAUAGUUUGGGCAUAGCGAUUUUAAUCAUAGAUGUAUAUU